AUGAUUUACGAUGGCCCUUUUGACCCGACCUCUACAAGGGAAAAAAGAGCAGCGAUUGUACAGAAAAAAUGGCCAGGAAAUACUGACGGUGUUGAGGAUAGAAGUUACCUUCUCAUUCCUUACCGAUAUUCCAACGAUAGUCAAUUUUCAAUCGACCAACAAGAACACAUCGCAGAUUCAUUGGAUUUGAUUACAGCAGAUCUUGGUGGAUGCAUUCAAUUUGUCGACGAUUCAAUUUCUAAAGCGCACUCACACUGGAUUGACAUCCGUCAAGAAUCGGGUUGCUUCGCUUCUGUGGGUUAUAAUCCAGCAUUUUCUGGUGGGCAACCAUUAUCUCUUGGAAAUGGUUGUCUCGGCAAAGCAACGAUUAGUCACGAAAUGAUGCACUCGCUUGGAUUCUUUCAUGAACAAAGUCGACCAGAUCGGGAUGAACAUGUUAUUAUCCAUUUUGAUCGAAUAGUCCCAAAUUAUCAAUUUGCUUAUUAUAAGAUUUCUGAACUUGGAAGCACCUGGUUUGACAUGUCAAGUCCUUACGACUACAAAUCUAACAUGCACUACUCAGCGUGGGGUUUCCGGACACCUGAAGCUAAGGAGGCGGGCUUACCUUCGAUUACAAACUUGGCUGGUGAGCCAGUUCAAUACCCGACGGUCACAAGACUCUCAUCGAGGGACAUUUUUCAACUCGCAAAAAUGUACGAAGGCUUUUGUGGAGAACCGGGAGGAGAGUUCAUCAAGACGCGAUCUUGCGAUAAUGGGGAGAAAUAUCUUGAAAGCCGAGCUUGCGAUGGAAUCUUGGACUGUUCUGACGGAUCUGAUGAGGAUGCCAUAUUUUGUAAUAUAGCAGAAGAGUGUUCUGUUCAGGAAAUCGAAGCAAACAAAACUGAUCCAUGCUCUGGUCUCGAGAACUGUAUAACAUUCGUCGGGGCAUGCGGAGACGCACCAAUUUUCGAAGAGCAAGAUAUCACGACAACAAUCAAUGAAACGAUAAUAACCACUCCUUGUUUCGAUAAUCCUCUCCAUCCUUCCUGCGCAUAUUGGGCUUCUGUCGGGGAAUGCUCCAAAAACCCCGGAUUCAUGCUCCACCAUUGCAAAUUUUCCUGCGGAGAGUGUUUUUCUUCCACAACAACAACAAUAGCUGAAACAACAACUUCAACUUCAUCUACAACUACAACUACAAUUACAACGACAACUACAACUACUACAACGACAACAACGACAACAACGACAGCAACAACAACAACUACAACUUCAACUACUACAACGACAACAACAACCACAACAACAACAACAACAACAACAACGACAACAACAACAACAACAACAACAACUUCAACUACUACAACGACAACAACAACCACAACAACAACAACGACAACAACAACAACAACAACAACAACAACAACAACAACAACAACAACAACAACAACAACGACAACAACAACAACAACUACAACUACAACUACAACUACUACAACAACAACAAGAACGACAUCUGAAACAGUAUCUCUUCCGCAAAUCAACGGUAAAGUCUCAUGUGACGAGGGAAUUCUCAAGGUAGAAAUUCCAAUAAACGAGCUUGAAGCAGAAAAUAUCGACCGAUCAAAGCUUUUCAUGGAAGCGGAAGGAAACUGUCCUGGUCAAGAAAUUGGCGAUAAUAUUAUUUUCGACUCUUCAAAUGAAAAUUGCAAGGUCAGCCCUGUUGAACAAGAUGACUCUUACGUUUACUCGACAAGAAUUAUUGGCAAAAAUCAAAACGAAGGUGUAAUCAAUCGUGGAAGCGAAAUUGUUCUGAGCUUUUCGUGCUCUCUAAAUGCAACACAAACUGUCAGUCUGGCUGCACCGAUCAAGACAAACAUCAAUAAGCACUUUGUCGAUCUCGGCAACGGAGUUGGUAGUUUCGCUAUUGAGCUCGCAGUUUACGACAAUAAUGAUUACUCAAUUCCAGCAAGGGUCGAUCAUAUUUUCAAAGUUCCAGAGAAAGUCUUUGUCGGAAUCGAAAACAAAAACAAUGAACUGGCCAUUGCUAUUGACAGCUGCAAAACUUUCGCAACUGAUCAUCCUCAAACAGAAUAUUUCUUGAUCGAAAAUGCUUGUCCUUCCGACUCUUCAACGGCCAUCAACGAAAGCGGUCAAUCAUCAAUAGCACGCUUUCAGUUCGAUAGUUUUCAAUUUUCCGACAAUCCGGAUUCGUCGAUUUCGGUAGAGUGCGUUAUUUCAAUCUGUGAUGCAGAUAAAGAUGACUGCAAUGUAUGCGCCUCCUCUGCAAGAAAACGGCGAUCGACUGACAACGCGAAGAAAACACUUGUUUCCGCGAUGAUUUUCACCGGGAAAUAA
This is a messenger RNA of Oikopleura dioica, 2334 nucleotides long. NCBI's taxonomy places the organism in Eukaryota, Metazoa, Chordata, Appendicularia, Copelata, Oikopleuridae. The record is from the annotation of a GenBank genome assembly.